This is a messenger RNA of Carassius auratus (goldfish), 3581 nucleotides long. RefSeq names its product probable E3 ubiquitin-protein ligase HERC3. Gene Ontology annotation, cellular component: cytoplasm. NCBI's taxonomy places the organism in Eukaryota, Metazoa, Chordata, Actinopteri, Cypriniformes, Cyprinidae. Bases 226 to 3366 code for a protein of 1046 amino acids. The record is from RefSeq and is a predicted model, not a curated record. Gene Ontology annotation, molecular function: ubiquitin-protein transferase activity. The transcript has 25 exons.
UGACAGAAGUCACGUGAUCAGUGACGACGUAAUCUCGUAACUUCCUUGUUUUUGUGGGACCCAUUAAAUUGAAACCAUUCCAGUAACAUACGGUCAAAAUAAACAGGAGACGCAAUGCACAUUACCAGAUCCGUCACGUACAGGCGGAGACGGCAAGGCGGAACAGCCUAGGAGCUCUCCCUGAUUCCAGAUCCUUCCAUCUGUCUCCCUCUUUAUGUGUGAAUCAUGAUGCUGUGCUGGGGAAGCAGUGGCUCGGGUCAGCUGGGCAUCGGGGUGUCGGAGGUGGCUGUCUUUGAGCCGAGGAGCUGUUGCAUGUUCGACGGGAGGGGUCUUAAAGAAGUCGCGUGCGGCAGCCAACACUCGCUCUUCCUGUUGCAUGAUGGGAGCGUUUACGCCUGUGGCUCCAACAGCUGCGGUCAGCUGGGCCAUGACAAGGGAGGAUGGAGGCCAGAGCUGGUAGGAGCUCUGGAUGCUCAGAAGAUCGCCGGCGUGUCGUGUGGGCAGGCUCACUCUCUGGCGGUGAACGAGCAGGGGCAGGUGUUUGCCUGGGGGGCCGGAGAAGGAGGGCAGCUCGGUCUGGGUACGGCUGAAGAGGCAGUCCGUGUGCCCAGGUUGAUUAAAAAGUUGUGCGAGCAUCGAAUCUCACAAGUGAUGUGUGGCAACCAACACUGUAUAGCACUUUCAAAAGAUGGUCAGUUGUUUGUAUGGGGAGAGAACUCCAGCGGUCAGCUGGGAUUAGGGAAGGGAGAGCCCAGCACUCUGUCUCCUCAACCGCUCAAAUCUCUGAGUGGGAUCCCACUGGCUCAGAUCAGCGCUGGAGGAGACCACAGCUUCGCCCUGUCGCUGUCUGGAGCCGUGUUCGGCUGGGGGAAGAACAGCGCCGGGCAGCUGGGCCUCAAUGACGAGCAAGAUCGGGCUGUUCCCUGUCACAUCAAGUUCCUGCGCUCACAGAAGGUGGUGUACAUCAGCUGUGGAGAGGAGCACACUGCCGCCUUGACAAAGGAAGGGGGUCUGUUCACAUUUGGAAACGGCUCAAGAGGACAGCUGGGCCACGAUUCCACCAGAAACGAGCCUCUUCCACGCAGAGUUAUGGAGCUCAUGGGCACUGAGGUGUCUCAGAUCGCUUGUGGGCGGCACCACACCCUGGCAUUCGUGCCCUCCACAGGACUGCUUUACGCUUUCGGCUGCAAUACUCAGGGCCAGCUGGGUACAGGUCUCAGAGGAAAUGCUAAGAGCCCACUUCCUGUCGGAAACAUCCAACCCCUGUGCAUUGGAAAUACACACACAAAAGGCGAGCGCUGCACCAUCCGUAAAAUUCACAGUGGAGGCGAUCACAAUUUCCUGUUGUUGUCUACUAAGGAGGGUGCAUCUUGUCCCGAGGAUUUCCGCAUUAUGAAUGCCACCAAAAGCAUCGCUCUGAUUAAUUCUGAGAGUCUGGACCGCUGGAGGAUGAAGCUUCAUGACAGCAGCGAUUCAAGCAUCACCAAUGACAUCAUACUCCUGUUUUCCUCAAUUGCGUGUUGGAAUGCCAGCUUUUUGGACCAAAGUGAUGACGGGCAUUUCAAAACCAACCCCAAAGUCCCGGGCAUCGAUUUCAAUGCUGUUAAGCUGCUUUUUGAGACGCUGAUGAAACCAGCCUUCGCAAGACUUUUGGAGCAGGCCACGAAGAGCUUUGAGAGUCUCCUGAUCCCCCAGCUGACCUGCUCUCCUCCUGACGUGGAAGCCAUGCGGAUCUACCUGAUCCUGUCUGAAUGUCCCGCCCUCCAGGACUCCAAAAACUACAUCUCUCUCACCAUCCCUCUAGCCAUGGCCAUCCUCAGACUGGACGCCAACCCCAGCAAAGUCCUCGAUAACUGGUGGUCUCUGAUGGAUUGCGAGGUUUUCUCCAGACUAGUGGAGAUGUACAAAAGCAUAGUUGUGUUUCUGUUGACUGGCGGGAAGGCGCUCCUGAUGCCUGUGUUUCUGGAGAGCUACACCAGCGCUGCCCUGCGACUGCUGGAGAAGCUACACAAGGUCAAUCUGAAAGCCCGUCGUGUGGAAUACAACCACUUCUACAUCCCUGACAUCGCCACCCUGGUGGACAUCCAGGAAGACUACCUCAAAUGGUUUCUGCGCAAAGCUGAUAUUAAAAUGCGAUACCCUCCAGUGCAGGGUUCUGUCACGUUAUGUGCCUAUCCGUUCAUAUUGAACGCGCAAGCCAAGACAACCGUGCUGCAAACAGAUGCUGAGCUGCAAAUGCAGAUGGCAGUAAGCGGCGCUAACUUGCACAACGUCUUCAUGCUGUUGACUAUGGAACCUUUGCUGGCUAGAAACCCUUUCAUGGUGCUUCACGUUAGAAGGAACCACUUAGUCAGCGAUGCUCUCCGGGAGCUCACAGUCUACAAUGACGUAGACUUGAAGAAGCCGCUUAAGGUCAUCUUUGAUGGAGAGGAAGCUGUGGAUGCAGGAGGAGUCACUAAGGAGUUCUUCCUGCUCCUGCUUAAAGAGCUGAUGGAUCCAAUCUAUGGCAUGUUCACCCAAUAUUCAGAGUCCAAUCUUCUGUGGUUCUCUGAUAAAUGUUUUGUGGAACACAAUUGGUUCCACCUGAUUGGGAUCAUCUGUGGUUUGGCCAUCUAUAACUCCACUGUGGUGGACUUGCACUUUCCUCUGGUGCUCUACAAAAAGCUUCUGAAAGUUUUGCCUACACUGGAUGACCUGAAAGAGCUUUCGCCUACAGAGGGAAGGAGUCUUCAGCAGCUGCUGGAGUAUGAGGGCGAUGUGGAGGAGACCUUCUGUCUGAACUUUGCAAUUACGAGAGAGUAUUAUGGGAUAACGGAGGUUAAAGAGCUGAUACAGGGCGGGAAGACCAUCGCUGUGGACAAGACAAACAGAAAGGAGUUUGUUCAGGCGUAUUUACAGUAUGUGUUCAGUGAUGCCGUACAGGAGCAGUAUUCGGCCUUCUCCAGUGGUUUCCUGAAGGUCUGUGGUGGGGAGAUCCUCUCUCUCUUCCAGCCCUCUGAGCUCAUGGCCAUGGUGGUGGGAAACAACAACUACAACUGGGAGGAGAUGGAGAAGAAUGCCUCCUACAAGGGCGAGUUCUCUGCAUCACACCCAACGGUUAAGAUGUUUUGGGAGGUGUUUCAUGAGUUUCCCUUGGAGAAAAAGAAACAGUUUUUAUUGUUUUUGACAGGCAGUGACCGCAUCCCCAUCCACGGCAUGGCCAGUCUACGCAUCGUCAUUCAAUCCACUGCUGCAGAAGAGCACUACCUUCCUGUGGCCCACACCUGCUAUAACAUGCUGGACAUGCCCUGCUACCAGACCAAAGAGACCUUGUGGCACCGGCUCACGCAAGCCGUGGAGCAGUACGAGGGCUUCAGUCUGGUCUGAGCGAGAUCUACAGAGUUUGCUUUCUGUAUGCUGACACUGCACUUUAAACCUGUGGAGAAAUGGAAACGAACGCUGCUCUCGCAUUUAUUUUACCACAGACGAGCAUAUCCGGAGUCUCGUAUGAGUAAAUCUAUUAUUUUCUUAUUUUUACAGACUUUUCACUUGCUUGUUUGGUUGAAUCUUGAGAUGUGCACAGUUUUUUUUUUUUUUUUUUU